GGGCGGAGGGGGCGUGGUCUCGGGCGGAGGGGGCGUGGUCUCGCCCGCCGGCCCCGCCCCCCCGGCGCGCCUUAUUGACCACGGCGUGGCCGUGGCGGCCCCGGGGCCUCCCCGCUGGGCCCAGGAGGGGACGGCGGCCAUGGCAGCUCACCUCGGCACGGAGGAGGAGGGGACGGCGGCCAUGACACCACUGCCUCACCCUGGGGAGGAGGAGGAGGAGGAGGAGGAGAAGGAGGGGGACGGCGGCCAUGUCACCCUCGGUGUCCCACCACGAGGAGGAGGAGGGGCCGGCGGCCAUGGCGUCCCCAACGUGUCACCUGGGUGGCGAAGAGGAGGAGGCGGUGGUGACGGCGUCGCCCUCGGCGCCCCACCAUGGCCAAGACGAGGUGCCGAUGGCCGUGUCACCCCCCGCCGUGCCACCGUGGUGGCGAGGAGGAGGAGGAGGAGGAGGAGGGGACGGCGGGCACAUCACCCUUGGCGGCCCACCAUGAAGAGGAGGGUGGCGGCGGCGGCUGUGUCACCCUCGGUGUCCCACGGCGGCCAAGGCGAGGUGACGGCGGCCACGGCAGAGGUGACGCCCCGCCCCCGAGGAGGAGGAGGAGGAGGAGGAGGAGGAGGAGGAGGCGCCCACCGUGUCCCCCCCCGCCCCUGGAAGAGGAGGCACCGGUGGCCGGGUGGCGUGGCGGGGGGGGACGAGGAGGCGGCGGUGGCCCCGGUGGCAGCGUGGGGGGUGACGAGGACGUGACGGCGGCGGGCUGGCGGGGCCGGCGGAAGCACGUCUUCGUGCUGAGCGAAGCGGGGAAACCCAUCUACUCCCGGCACGGCAACGAGGAGGCCCUGGCGGCCACCAUGGGCGUCAUGAUGGCCCUGCUCUCCUUCAGCCAGAGCGGCGGCAACGCCAUCCGCGCCAUCUGCUCCGAGGACCGUACCCUGGUGUUCGAGCAGCGGGGCCCGUUGCUGCUGGUCUCGGUGUCCCGCACCCGUCAGUCGACCGCCCAGCUGCGCCGGGAGCUGGCCUUCCUCCACGACCAGAUCCUCAGCCUCCUCACCCGGGGGGGCAUCGCCCGCGUCUUCGCCCGCCGCCGGGGCUACGACCUCCGUCGCCUGCUAGCCGGGGCCGAAGCCGUCCUGGACCGCCUGCUGGCCGGGGCGGCGGCAGACGGCCGCUUGCUUUUAGGGGCGGCUCGUUGCCUGCCGUUACCCGCCGGCCUCCGCCGGGGCGUCUCGGCCGCCCUCCGCCGCGCCGCCGCCGCCGCCGCCGUGCCGGCCCCCGCCGUGGCUUUGCUGGCGGCCGGCGGCCGCUUGGUGACGGCGGCCCGGCAGCGGGCCAUGGCGGAAGGCGGGGGGCUGCGAGCCAGCGACCUCCACCUCCUCCUCAACCUUUUGGGGAGCGGGGCGGGGGGCGGGGCGAGGUGUGGACCCCCCGUUUGCCUGCCCCGCUUCAACCCCGACGGUUAUUUCUACGCCUACGCCGCCGCCCUGGGGGAGGACGGGGACGACGGCGGCGGCGGCGGCGGGGUGACGCUCAUCCUGCUGUCGACGGAGCGGGAAGGCUUCUACGCGGCGGCCGGCUGCCGGCGGCGGCUGGAGGAGACGCUGCGGGCGCAGGGCUGGUUGGGGGAGCUGGGGGCGGCGGCGCGGGGGGGGACGGGCUACGGCCCCGCUCGUCCCGGCGCCCCCGAGCUCCGGCAUUUUCUCUACAAGCCUUUGGAAGGGCCGGAGGAGAUGCAGCAGCUGCCGCAGUUCACCAGCCCCGAGCUGGAGGAGCCCUACGCCAGCGAGGAGGAGCAGCAGCGGCUCUUCGACCUCUACCACUACCUGCACAGCCGCGUGCACAGCCCCCACCGGCCCCUGCGCCUCCUCUACCACGUGGCCGAGAAGGAGACGCUGUUGGCCUGGGUGACCAGCAAGUUCGAGCUGUACGGCUGCUUCAGCCCGCUGGUGACGAAGGCGGGGGCCAUCGGGGUGCUGACCAAGCUGCUGCGCUGGCUGAAGAAGGAGGAGGACUGGCUCUUCAUCCGCUACCCGCCCCCCCUACCCCGCCGGGGCCGAGGGAUGAGCCCCAAUAAAGCAGGAGGAGAAACGAGUCCCUGUCUUGGGGGGGGUGUGACGUCAUGGGGUGAUGUCGUGGGGUGA
This is a messenger RNA of Chroicocephalus ridibundus (black-headed gull), 2136 nucleotides long. RefSeq names its product vacuolar fusion protein MON1 homolog B-like. The record is from RefSeq and is a predicted model, not a curated record. Gene Ontology annotation, cellular component: Mon1-Ccz1 complex. Gene Ontology annotation, biological process: vesicle-mediated transport; protein targeting to vacuole. Lineage: Eukaryota; Metazoa; Chordata; Aves; Charadriiformes; Laridae.